UUCUCCAAAAUAAACUCAUCAAAAUAUGAUCUGAGUUCACUAAUGGCUCCAAAAAGAGUUAUGCUUGCAGUGUUCUUUGUCAUCUACUCUUUAAUAUUCUUCUCAGCAAAAUCAGAAACUUGGGUUAAAGGUGGUUACUGGUAUUCACGCAGCAAGCUCCCGAGUUCGGGCAUAAAUUCUGCUCUCUAUACACACCUUCAUUGUGCUUUUGCGGAUGUAAAUUCAACCUCUUAUGAACUCUCUUUACCAGAGUCUGAUGAGAAAAAGUUCUCCAAUUUCACAGAUACUGUGAAACAGAAGAACCCAUCAGUCUUGACUCUUCUAUCAAUUGGGGGUGGAGAUGCAAGCUAUUCAACUUUUUCUUCAAUGGUGAGUAAUUCAUCUUUCAGAAAAUCUUUCAUUGAUUCUUCAAUAAGAACGGCCAGGCUUUAUGGCUUCCAGGGCCUAGAACUUGGUUGGGCUUCCGCAAACUCAAGCUCUGAUAUGUACAACAUGGGAGUUCUCUUUGAAGAGUGGCGAGCCGCUAUCAAGUUGGAGACAGGAAACUCUAGCCAUGCACAACUUAUAUUGACUGCAGCUGUUCGCUUUCAACCAGGUUUAGAUUCAAGAAGCAUCCCUGUAGAAGCGAUGGAACGGUACUUAGAUUGGGUUACUGUUCAGGCUUAUGACUACUACACGCCUCAGCGGUAUAAUUUCACUUCCGCUCACGCUGCUUUGUAUGAUCCAACUAGUAAUGUUAGUACUGAUUAUGGUAUAAGCGCUUGGAUUAGCAGAGGACUUUCUGCUAAUAAGAUGGUUUUGGGUUUGCCUUUCUAUGGUUACGCGUGGACGCUUGCAAACCCCGUGGAAAAUGGUAUUGGUGCCCCAGCAACUGGAGCAGCCAUUAGAAGAGGUGGAGCCAUAAAUUAUAAGGACAUCAGGGAUUAUGUUCUGAGAUAUGGGGCUAAUGUUAUGUACAACGCAACUUAUGUGGUGAAUUACUGUACCGUCGGGUCAACUUGGAUUUCUUUUGAUGAUGUUGAGGUUGUCAGAAUUAAGGUUGCUUAUGCCAAGGAGAAGAAGCUACGUGGUUACAUUGCGUGGGAGACCCCCUACGAUGAUAACUGGAUGCUUUCUCAAGCUGCAGCUCAAGAGGGUAAUAACGAUGGAAGAAAUAAGCGGCGGUUUUUAGCAAUUUUGUUGUCUACUAGUGCAGCUGCUAUUCUGCUUCUGGGCUGCUUUUUGAUAUAUUACUUCUGGAUAAAGAAGCUCAAAUCAAAAGGAUCAAAGAAGAGAAUAAAUGACCCAUCUGCAGCUGGGGAUUUUAACAGCAAUGCUCCUAAUUUGAUAACUUAUAAUUUUCAUGACAUUGAAGCCGCUACAGACAGAUUUUCUUUUGAAAAUAAGCUUGGGGAAGGAGGAUAUGGUCCUGUUUACAAGGCCUUGCUACCCAAUGGGCAGGAAGUAGCAGUGAAGAAACUUUCAAAAACAUCCACACAAGGAUAUGAGGAGUUCAGGAAUGAGGUUAUGCUUACAGCAAAGCUCCAACAUGUAAAUCUUGUUCGACUUUUGGGAUUUUGUACUGACAGAGAAGAGCAGAUGUUGAUCUACGAGUAUAUGCCAAACAAAAGCUUGGACUACUACCUCUUUGAUCCUAUUAGACGAUAUAUAUUGGAUUGGAGAAAACGUAUACAUAUCAUUGAAGGGGUUACUCAAGGUCUUCUAUAUCUUCAAGAAUACUCAAGAUUGACUAUCAUUCAUCGGGACUUGAAAGCUAGUAAUGUUUUAUUGGAUGAAAAUAUGAAGCCUAAAAUAUCAGAUUUUGGUAUGGCUAGAAUAUUUGCAAAAGAUGAACUUGAAGCAAACACUGAACGAGUUGUUGGAACCUAUGGGUACAUUCCUCCUGAAUAUGUUAAAAGAGGCAUAUACUCUACGAAAUCUGAUGUGUACAGUUUCGGGGUUUUACUUCUACAAAUUAUAAGUGGAAACAGGGUUUCUUUAUUCUAUGGCCCCGAAGAAAACUUAAGCCUACUGGAUUAUGCAUAUGAGCUUUGGAAAGAUGGCAAAGGCACAAACUUUAUGGAUCCAUCACUAGACGAUAUGAAUUCCUCUUGUAAAUUAAUAAAGUGCUUGCAAAUAGCUUUGCUAUGUGUCCAAGAAAACCCAAAUGAUAGACCAUCCAUGUUGGAAGUUUCUUCUAUGCUUAAAAAUGAAACCUUCGAGAUAAUGAGCCCGAAGAAGCCCGCUUUCUCAGUACAAGCUGAUGGAGAUAAAGAAACUAUAUGCACAUUCAAUGAUACAACCAUUUCAGAAGUUGUAGGUAGAUGAUUGCAGCAAAUGUGAUGACCAAUGUGUGUUAUAUCCUCAGAAAGAACACAUAGGAUUUGUAUUGUCACAAGUUUCUUAGCCUCCAUUUUUGUUUAUAUUAUCAGUACUUUCUCAGCUGGCACAUAAGGGAAAACUAUGACUUAUCUAUUAAUCAAAUGACUGGAUUUUCUUGUCAAAUGAAGAUAUCAGU
Messenger RNA from Pistacia vera, 2497 nucleotides. Its product is annotated as class V chitinase-like. The coding region runs from base 43 to 2307 and encodes 754 amino acids. The record is from RefSeq and is a predicted model, not a curated record. The transcript is spliced from 7 exons. NCBI's taxonomy places the organism in Eukaryota, Viridiplantae, Streptophyta, Magnoliopsida, Sapindales, Anacardiaceae. Gene Ontology annotation, biological process: carbohydrate metabolic process; protein phosphorylation. Gene Ontology annotation, molecular function: protein kinase activity; ATP binding; chitin binding.